Messenger RNA from Anastrepha ludens (Mexican fruit fly), 1493 nucleotides. It is a transcript of the gene Uros1, whose product is annotated as uroporphyrinogen-III synthase. The record is from RefSeq and is a predicted model, not a curated record. Gene Ontology annotation, molecular function: uroporphyrinogen-III synthase activity. Bases 346 to 1152 code for a protein of 268 amino acids. Lineage: Eukaryota; Metazoa; Arthropoda; Insecta; Diptera; Tephritidae. Gene Ontology annotation, biological process: uroporphyrinogen III biosynthetic process. The transcript has 2 exons.
AGGCGCGAGGAAACAUUUUACUGUUAUAUCUCUAUAACAAACAAUUUUCUAGUCAGAUAUUUUUAAAAUCCACACAAUAAAUAUUCUCAUAAGUAAAAUAUAAUUUGGAAAAUAUUCAUCACUUUCUGCCACUCACUGCAACCCUGUUCAUUUAGCUAAUAAGUUUAUCAAAACACCGCAGCCACUCAUUCGACAUUACAUCCAAUACCCCGCCCAUUAGCCCGCUGAGAAAUUAAUUCGUUUGCUCAUAUAGCCACCUGCUGAUUGCAAACGUUUGAUACAACAUCGCCACUCGCAACCGUAGGAACCAUUCAGUCAGUCAAGUUUCAUUGACAUUGAAUCGAGAUGAGUGCGCGGCGCACUGUGAUUAUUUUCAAAUCCGAAUCGGAGAGUAGUGACCGGUACGCGGAGGAAUUGCACUCCAACGGCUUCAAUCCAAUAUUCGUGCCCACACUCAGUUUCGGCUUCAAGAAUUUGGAACAGCUGCGAGCUAAACUACAAACACCAGACCGUUUCGCGGGUAUCAUCUUCACCAGUCCGCGAUGCGUCGAAGCGGUUUGCGAGGCAUUGCAGUUAUCAGAACUGCAUAGUGGUUGGAAGUUGUUGCAUAAUUAUGCAGUUGGCGAGGUCACACAUAAUUUGGCUUUAUCGUCACUGCAACAACUGUUCACGCACGGCAAGCAAACCGGUAAUGCACGGAAUCUAGGUGAUUACAUAGUGGACACAUUCGACGGUUCGCGCGAUCUGCCGCUGCUGCUGCCCUGUGGCAAUCUACGCACCGAUUUACUACUCUCAAAGUUGGUGGAGAAUGGCUUUCAAGUGGACGCUUGUGAAGUGUACGAAACCGUCUGCCACCCAGCAUUGGCGGAGAACAUGGAGAGUGCGUUGAAGGCGGCGAAUAUAGAAUACUUUGCUUUUUUCUCACCGUCGGGUGUUAAUUGGGUGCACGAAUAUUGUAAGGCGCACAACGUGGACAUGGGCAACUGGAAAUUGGUGGCCAUAGGACCGAGUACGCGUUUAGCUAUAGAGGAACGCGGACUGCCGGUUUUUCAAACGGCCGAGCGACCAUCAGUGGAGUAUCUCAUAAAAGUACUGUUGAAUCCCAGUGUAGGCAGACCGAAGCCGACUGGCGAAGUAAAACAGGAGGAGUAGCAAACAAGGUUUAAGAGAUUAAUCGAGGCCGGCUGUUAGCUAAUUCGAUUUUUUAUAAAUUUAUUUAUUCGAUUUUCAAAGCAAUGAGGCCUUACCAAAUAUUUCAACUGUUCGUGAUCGGAUAUGUGCGGCUUCUAACGUACAUCCAAGUGAAUGCAAAUUCACGGGAAUGUUGAAAUCCCCAUUUGUACUUGCAGUGGCAACAUGUAAGUAUGUAUGUAUGUACAUAUGACAACUGAGUGAAACUUGCACUUUCGAUGAUAUUCGUAUUGGUCAUACAUUCGUAAGUUUAGGGGAAAGUUACCAAAUAAAAUUUUAUAUUUUUAAUUACUAUGUUCAAA